CCGCCCGCCGCGGCGCCCCGGGCUGCCUUGCCCAUCCCAUCCCAGGACAUCCCAGCCCUGCCCAGCCCAGGACCUCCCAGCGUUGUGCUCUCCUGCAUGCGGGAGCCGCGUUGGCCCGCUCCGCCAGCAUGUCCGCCCGCUGCUGCGCCGGCCAGCUGGCCUGCUGCUGCGGUACUGCUGCUUGUUCCUUGUGCUGCAAGUGCUGCCCCAAGAUAAAGCAGUCAACCAGCACCCGCUUCAUGUACGCGCUUUACUUCAUCCUGGUGACCAUCAUCUGCUGUGUCAUGAUGUCCACAACAGUAGCUAACGAAAUGAAAACUCACAUUCCCUUCUACAAGCAGAUGUGCAAGGGUAUUCAGGCGGGUGAGAUGUGUGAGAAGCUGGUGGGAUACUCUGCAGUGUACAAAGUCUGUUUUGGAAUGGCCUGUUUCUUCUUUUUAUUCUUCUUGUUCACCAUCAAAAUUAACAACAGCAAAAGUUGCCGAGCAUACAUUCAUAAUGGAUUCUGGCUUAUCAAACUUAUAAUUCUGGCAGCAAUGUGCUCAGGAGCCUUCUUCAUUCCUGAUCAGGACACUUUCCUCAAUGCCUGGCGCUAUGUGGGAGCAACAGGAGGGUUCCUUUUCAUUGCCAUUCAGCUCAUCCUGCUGGUUGAGUUCGCACACAAGUGGAAUAAAAAUUGGACUGCCGGGGCAAACCACAAGCAGGUGUGGAACGGCCUGCUUGCCCUGGUGACUCUCACGCUGUACUCCAUUGCCGUGGCAGCCCUGGUGCUCAUGGCUCUGUUCUACACGCGCCCGGAGGGCUGCCUGCACAACAAGGUGCUGAUCGGGGUGAACGGCGGCCUGUGCCUCCUGGUGUCCCUGGUGGCCAUUUCGCCCUGCGUCCAGAACCGCCAGCCCCAUUCUGGCUUGCUGCAGUCAGGAGUCAUCAGCUGCUAUGUCAUGUACCUCACUUUCUCAGCACUAUCCAGCAAACCACCAGAAACAAUCCUGGAUGAAAACAACAGGAAUAUCACAAUCUGUGUACCUGAAUUCAGUCAAGGCCUGCACAGAGAUGAAAACCUGGUUACUGGCUUGGGUACUACGAUUCUGUUUGGCUGCAUUUUAUAUUCUUGUUUGACCUCAACAACACGUGCAAGCUCAGAGGCACUGAGAGGAAUAUAUGCGACAGCUGAAACUGAAGUAGCUCGUUGCUGCUUUUGCUGUGUACCUGACGGAGACGCUGAUGCUGAAGAGCAUGUUGAGAAAAGGGGAGGCCAGACUGUGGUUUAUGAUGAGAAGAAGGGCACAGUGUACAGUUAUGCCUACUUCCACUUUGUUUUCUUCCUGGCUUCUCUCUAUGUGAUGAUGACAGUAACUCAUUGGUUCCAUUAUGAAAGUGCUCAGAUUGAAAAAUUCUUCACUGGAACCUGGUCUAUCUUCUGGAUUAAGAUGGUCUCCUGCUGGGUUUGUGUCUGUCUCUACUUAUGGACUCUUAUUGCUCCACUCUGUUGCCCAACCAGAGAGUUCUCAGUGUGAACAGUCUAAAGGUCAUUUUAAGUUUUUCUCUUUUUGCUUUUUUUUCUCUUUUUUUUGGAAUGAGGAAACACCAAUUACCCACUUAUCAUAAUCUACCAGUUAUUAUGUUUUUAGUCAGACUAAACAAAUGAUUGAAGACUUUUUUUACCAUUUUUUAUUAUCAUGAACAAGCAUUGCCUAAGGGAACAAAUCUGUUUUGAAACUUUACAAUGCUUAUGUGUGAUGUGUAGAAUACACAGUUGUUGCAUAACCUGGAAUAAGUGAAGUACUCUUCAAAUAACUGGCAAUCUUUCUCUGGCUACAUUGACAAGAAAAGAAAUACUCAUGGUGCAGAUGGUAUCUUCUUACUUCCCAGGAAUGUUUGGUAUCUUCCAGCAAAUAUGCAUUAAUUCCGUUUUAUACUCUUUCAUUAACUGUUUCUUUUACAGUUUGCAGUGAUGAUUUGGACUGCUGUUUUGUACAGCAUAUAAUACUUGUAAGUAGUAUCCAGAUAAUUUUUUUUCCAAAACCAUAUCUAAGUACUUCUGUAGAAAUAAGAGAAUAUAUAAAAUUUGACUGCCAAAGCAUCUAAAAAUUGUUUAUCUAAGUAUUAAAUAUAUUAAGUUAUUUUAUACCUAGAUUGAGAAAGGAAUGUACCAAUGAUAGUAAAGUAUUUAUUCUAUUAUUACUUUAAAGGCACAUCGAUAUUUUAUGCAAUUCAGAUUUAGCCGAGUUAAUAACUGAAUGGGAGUUCUACACGCAAAUUCUCAAACUGAAUUUUGCCCAAUUUUGCUUUGCCAGGUCACUCAAAAGUUGAGUGUACUGCAUGGGGAUGUAAGAUAAGGUACAUUCUUUAUUUACAUCAUUUGCUGUUGAGAAAAUGAUAGUUAGGGAGCACUGCCCGUUGCUGUUA
This is a messenger RNA of Melospiza georgiana, 2409 nucleotides long. RefSeq names its product serine incorporator 5 (gene SERINC5). The record is from RefSeq and is a predicted model, not a curated record. Bases 129 to 1517 code for a protein of 462 amino acids. NCBI's taxonomy places the organism in Eukaryota, Metazoa, Chordata, Aves, Passeriformes, Passerellidae. The transcript has 12 exons. Gene Ontology annotation, cellular component: membrane.